AGUGGUUUGACCUUUAGAGAGAAAUGUAACGUGUUCCUCGCUCGCCACUAUAUAAGUGCAUGACAAAGCAUCCAAAUGCACGCAUGAGAACCUCAACACAGAGAACAUCAGCAUGCUGUGCCUGCCACCCCUGCUGCUGCUACUGUGUGGCGUUCACGGCAACGUAUCGCCAACGGAGUCCCCUCCCACGUUCGAGUACAAAAAUCCAUCCACCGGGGAGAUCCUCGCGUGCAACAAGUGUCCGCCCGGCACGCGCAUGUCCGCUCACUGCACGGCCGCCGAGCAAACGCAAUGCGUGCCGUGCAGAGAUGGACACUUCACGGAGCUGUGGAAUUACCUGCCCAAGUGUCUCUACUGCAACCAAUUCUGUAGCGGCGACGAGGAGGUGGAGAUCGAAUGUGGACCUCGCAACAAUAGAGUGUGUCGCUGCAAGGAGGGCUACUACAAGACGGAAGAUUACUGCAAUAAACACUCAAAGUGCGCCCACGGAUACGGCGUUCUUACUCGAGGUACAUUAGAAAAUGACACCGUGUGUCAAAAGUGCUCCAAUGGCUUCUUCUCCGCCUCUUCGUCGUCAUUGGAGGCGUGUGCCAAGCACAAGGAGUGCAUCGACGGGCAGCUCGUGCUCUUCAAUGGCUCCGCAGCCCAUGACAUGAUCUGUGGUCGAUGUGAGGACCUUGCAAAUGGAGGUGAGCUGCUCAGGACCUUCUUGUCAAGAUUCUUUGGUAGGCAAAGAAUGCACUCAGUGAAAACGAGGAGAUUUUUCAACAAAUAUAUUAAGUCUGAAAUGGAAAGAAACACCAUGCCCUUCUUGACUCGACAUCAGUUGCGACGUCAUUUGUUGCAUCGAAUCAAGAGUUGGCUCCAAAUAGCCCCGGAGAAGGAGCUGAAGAUGUUACCACACAUGCUGAGAGCUUGUCAGCUAAACUCUGUGGCAACAAAGCUGUACAAGACACUCAAAGGGAUUGAAAGGCAGCAAUCAAACUGUACCUUAACGCAUUUAUUCUCCUUUGACUAAUUGUGUUCUUUUCACAAUAAACAUACCAAAUUGGUCUAAUUGUAAUUGUGU
Messenger RNA from Syngnathus acus (greater pipefish), 1069 nucleotides. RefSeq names its product tumor necrosis factor receptor superfamily member 11B-like. NCBI's taxonomy places the organism in Eukaryota, Metazoa, Chordata, Actinopteri, Syngnathiformes, Syngnathidae. Gene Ontology annotation, molecular function: protein binding. The transcript has 5 exons. Bases 113 to 1018 code for a protein of 301 amino acids. The record is from RefSeq and is a predicted model, not a curated record.